This is a messenger RNA of Schistosoma guineensis, 2367 nucleotides long. The record is from the annotation of a GenBank genome assembly. NCBI's taxonomy places the organism in Eukaryota, Metazoa, Platyhelminthes, Trematoda, Strigeidida, Schistosomatidae.
AUGGCUUUUGGAAGUACCUUAUCAUGCACUGUACAAAAGUAUUUGAAUCUGCAUUCUUUUAGUGCAUCUGAACCGUUUUCUAAUCACAAUAAGUCAGAGAGGAGUCAUCAAGUUAUUAGUGACAAGUUAUCUCUAAAGAAUUGCAAAUUGGAAGAAUCAGAAGACUUGUGCAACGUCGCGUUCCCUGUCUAUAUUAACGAGUACGGAAGACAUCUGAAUUUUAUUGCAUCCGUCAUUCAAAAUCAACCUUCUAAACAAAGCGCCAUUUUCAUAUUCAUUCGAUCACAAAAUUCAAACUUGAAUCAAACAGGUCUGAUAUUACGUGAUAUAAUUCUGUUGAACGAUGAAUUCAGUUGUGAGGUAGAUGAACCUGAUCAUAUUUGUGUAACUGGUAGACGAUGGUUAUUCAAUCAUAAUCAUCAAAAUAAUUUAUUAAUACCUGAAAAUUUGAAUCCUAUAAAUAAAAGUCAACAUAAUCCAUCAUUAAAGAAUAAUCAUAAUCAUAAUAAUAAUAUAAAUUAUGAUAAUGAAUCUAUUUUGACUGGUCAUGUAGAUUCAUUAAAACAUUUUAAUGAUAAUCAAAUGAAAGUAGACAAUGGGAAAUCACAAUGUCGUAUAAAUAAUUCUUAUGGAUCAUCACAAUUUACAAGUUUAUUAUUGGAAUUUUUCAAUAUUGAUGAUACAUUAGAAUUUUAUGAAUUGCUUAUUCAAUAUUCUAUAAAACAAUCAAAUUGUUUAUCUGUACCAGAAUUAACAAUUAUGUCAAAGAAUCAAAUACAUUUCUAUUUAAAUGAUGAUAUAAUAUCAUUAUCUAAUAAUUUACAACAACAAUUUAAUUGGUUAAAUAAAUAUCUAGACAAAGAUUCAUUUGAAUUGGCUCCAAACUUACAGGAUUCUAGCAGUUUACUUGUUUCUGAUUCAAGUAGUAUCAAUGAAAAUAGAUAUGAUUAUUUGAAACCUGCAUCUACAUGUGUUAAAACAAAUAGUUGUCCAAGUUUAGACAAUUCUAAAUUAUCUGCUCAAAGCAAAUAUACUAAAGUAAAGAGAAAAGUGUCUAAACGAAUAGUUAAAAUACGUCGUUGUCAAUCUUCUGUAUCCCCGCCGUCAAUAAAAAAACUGGAAUCAAAGCCUCCAAAACCGAUGAAAAAAAAUUCAUUAGCUGUAUCACAAAACAAUUUGAAUUACUCCUCAGACAGUUUAGCAGAAACAGGUUUGACUUCACCGCAUAGUUUUUCCGAUCUACGUUUCACAAAUGAUUCAUGGAAUAAAUGUAGAUAUACUAAACCAAAGAAUAACAUUCUGUCGAAUUCAACUAUUAAUUAUCCUAAAAACAGAAAGAUUAGUAUAUUUAUUGGGACAUGGAAUGUGAAUGGUCGUAAUGGUAGUAAUUUAAAUUUAGAUGACUGGCUUAUACCUCCUGAAGGUCAACCACCAGCUGAUAUGUAUGUUCUUGGAUUACAAGAAUUGGAUUUAAGACUUAAAGUAAUUACUCUCAAUAAGACUAGUUCGUCAGGACCAGAGGAUUUAUGGAUUCAACAAAUAGAAGAAGCGUUAGGUGGUUUAUUGAAACCACCUCGUUCUAAGUAUAAUGUAGUUUGUCAAAAUGAAACUGAAUCAACUAAAAGUUUUGCAGCUCAUUGGUUUCAGUACACCGGUGGGGGCUAUAUACGCAUUAGACGUGUUCGUCUAGCUGGUAUCAUGAUGAUUGUGUACAUCUCAGCCAAAUUGUCCAUUCAUUUACGUCAUGAUGAAAUCUCUCAACAUAUUGUUCCAACUGGUGUUUUAAAUGUUAUGGGUAAUAAAGGUGGUGUAUGUCUUAGACUAACUAUAUUUAAUACUUCAUUAUGUUUUGUAAAUUGUCAUUUGGCUGCUGGCAAAGAAAAAAUUGAUCGUCGUAAUCAAGAUUUCAAAGAAAUUGUACGUAAAAUGUCAUUAUUAUUCCCUAUAAAUCAUAAGCGUUUUCCAUUUCCUGUGAAAAAAUCUUAUUUUUCAAUACAUGAUGUAAUUUUUGUAUUUGGAGAUUUGAAUUAUCGAAUAACCGGUUUGGAUUCAGAUAAUGUCAGGAGAUUAAUUCGGCAAAACAAUUACGUCAGUCUACUUAAGAAUGACGAGUUAUCAAAAGAAAUGAACAGUAGAAAGAUAUUUCAAGGUUUUCGAGAACAUAAAAUUACUUUCCCGCCAACAUAUAAAUUCGAUAUUAAUUGUCAGACAUAUGAUUCAAGUGAAAAAUAUCGUAUUCCUGCCUAUUGUGAUCGAAUUAUUUGGUUUGGUCGAGGUUGUACACCAAUUGUUUACAGAUCACAUCCAAAUUAUAUAUGCAGUGAUCAUAAACCUAUAUCAGGUUAUUUCUUAGUUGAAGUAACAUAG